Molecule: messenger RNA, 706 nt
Organism: Clarias gariepinus (North African catfish)
Lineage: Eukaryota; Metazoa; Chordata; Actinopteri; Siluriformes; Clariidae
Product: hemoglobin cathodic subunit beta-like
Exons: 3
Coding region: 18-461 (147 amino acids)
Biological process (GO): hydrogen peroxide catabolic process; oxygen transport
Cellular component (GO): hemoglobin complex; blood microparticle; haptoglobin-hemoglobin complex
Molecular function (GO): organic acid binding; heme binding; oxygen binding
Source: RefSeq, a predicted model, not a curated record
UGUAAGAAGCAGUCAUUAUGGUCUCCUGGUCACAAUCUGAACGGAAUGUCAUUGAAGAUGUUUGGGGCAAAAUCAAUAUCGAAGAGAUCGGUCCUCAGGCCCUGGCAAGGGUACUGAUUGUCUACCCCUGGACUCAGCGCUACUUCGGCAAAUUUGGAAAUUUAAACAGUGUAGCUGCCAUCCUGGGGAACCCAAAUGUCGCUGCCCAUGGCAAAGUUGUGCUGAACUCUUUGGACAAGGCAGUGAAGAACCUGGACAGCAUCAAGACGAUCUAUUCGAAUCUGAGCCAACUCCACUGUGAGAUUCUCAAAGUAGACCCCGAUAACUUCAAGCUUUUGUCCGAUUGUAUCACCAUUGUGAUUGCGACCAAACUCAAAGCCGCUUUUACCCCUGAAAUUCAGGCUACAUGGCAGAAGUUCCUGGCAGUCGUCGUCGCCGCUUUAAGUAGCCGCUACUUCUAAGCUUUCCCUGGGAGUAGCAUUGUUUUGUAACUGUUGACAUGGUGCAACCAAUGAAAGUUUUAAUAAGACAGUUUGGACUUCCCAGUAAAAAACAAUUCCACUUUAGUGUAUUACAAAUAUAUUGAAAUCUUGGUACAUUGCAAAUAUACUAACAAAAAGUUGCACCAUCAGUUAAAAUAUAAAAAGUAUACUAACAUCAUGCUUUUACCAAAUUUUUUAAAGUUAAGCUUUAAACAUACUUCGAA